This is a messenger RNA of Talaromyces rugulosus, 7707 nucleotides long. RefSeq lists its product as uncharacterized. Gene Ontology annotation, biological process: cell morphogenesis. Bases 1 to 7707 code for a protein of 2568 amino acids. The record is from RefSeq and is a predicted model, not a curated record. Gene Ontology annotation, cellular component: cell cortex; site of polarized growth. Lineage: Eukaryota; Fungi; Ascomycota; Eurotiomycetes; Eurotiales; Trichocomaceae. The transcript is spliced from 5 exons.
AUGCCCCUCGGCUCCCAGGAGUCUCCUAUCAUGUCGCACCAUAACCCGACCUCCCCGCCCGACAGACUCGCGAGAAAUGGCCCAUCACCCAGUCUUAGCGGCUUGCAUAGCAGAGAGCCUUCCGUCACGCUGGCGCGAGGAAGACCCGCCGAUGCUUCCACUCGCAAUCUCUCUACCCUCCAAGCUCAGUCGCGAAGCCCUGGCCAAUCUCACUCCAAAAGCCCCGAGUCGAACCCCAGUCGAUUAGAAGGCGCUAUCGAGCGCAAGCCUUCGCUAUCUUCUUACGGACACCACCGGAAGGCCUCUAUCGUUCAUGGUAUUCAACACAUCCGAAAUCAGAGCUACAGUUCCACCGCAAGUCCGCUUAGUCCCGAGUCGAUUUCCUCCGCCGGGGUAGGCGCACUUUCUUCCAACUCAGAUGUGUCGCUCGCUAGUCGCGUAGAACAACCUGAGAUCUCAAUGUACGCGGGGAACGGUAACAAUGGCACCGCUCAUGGCCUUAGCACAAUUCAAGAUGACGAAAUCGGCCGCCCUGUGAAAGAGAAAAGUACGACACAGCAUAGUAUGCCUCCCAAUGGGGAGCGUCGGAGGGAUCGCUCCAAUAGCCGUUCUAACCCAAAAUUAGAGGCUAGAACAGUUGGCGAAUUCUCUAUACACCACCUUUUCAACCUGUUUGUGGCCCAUGCCGAUUCUAAAAUAAAUCAAAGCAUCAUCAUGGUCGGCGAAGUUGCGGCCCCCGUCGAGGCGGUUUGCGGCAAAGGCAAAGACCCGGUUUUUGACCAGCUCAUUUCUGCUUUGGGCCAUAUCUCUCGGCAGAAGCCAAAAAUUUUAAUCGAUACUAUCAUGUUGUGGAGAAAACGAAAAGGGGAGGCUGCUAAGAAGUCCCCCGCUCCGGAGAACAUCCCCAUGGUCCGUCGAAACACAGAGCCUAUCCAUGCAGGAAUCUUGGACAACGAAAACAAUAGCGAGAGCCCGCAACCCGAAACCCAUAAACAAGAAGAUAUCCAACUCGCCGAACGUCAGGCCACAGUGUCUGUUUAUCUAGUUUGCCGAGUCCUCAUCGAAAUAUACGAUCAAAGCUCUGUGGCCGCGAUUGGACCUGAUAUAGCGGAACGUUUGGAAGAUAUUGUCUUUGGGCAACUCAAGACGGUGGACCCAGAGCAAAUUGCAGCAUCGCCAUUACGGAUGGCAAAUUGGAGAAUAUACGGGCAGCUUUUGGGGAAAAUGAGCGAAAUUAGCUUCACAACCGUCGCUGCGCGCUUCUUCAUCGAGCUGGAACGUUAUCAGAAAGAAGCCGCAGUACGAGGUCAGUCACGAGAGAUGGAUGCCAAAGCAGAGCUUUUGAUCCUCGGCAUGAGGGACAUCAAUAUAAAAACGUAUCCGGAAGAUGCGUGGACCAGGACCUGCGAUUUCAUGCGCUCACUCGCUCGUCUCUUCGUGAACUCUCAUGGCCAACGAGUGAAGCAAGCAUAUUGCUACAUUAUCGAGAAAGUUUUACGUCUAGUCGCCGCAAACCCGGCUUGUGAUCUGGCCCAUCCACGAUGGAAAGAAUUUCUGGAUUUGAUUACACCUCGUUUAUCAGAAAUGCUAGCUAAGCCUCGCCAUUGGAUGACCGUCUUUCCCAUAUACACCAUCUUGCUCUGUGUUUCUUCCAAGGAUGCAUUUUCUAGUCAAUGGAUUUCCUUAGCCCUUAGCUUACCCACGCGGCUAAAGGAUCGACCUACCCGAGGAUUGGCACUUCAAUCAUUGUGCUGGUUGCUGUGGACAUAUCUGUUUCGGUAUCCUGAUCCUCCAAACGUCACUCUCCGGAGGGUUGAGGAGGUUAUCAAAAUCGCUUUGCCUCCAGGGAAGAGGACCUACCUCACAACCGAACCAGCUGUGGCGGAGCCUUUGGUUCAGCUAAUUAGAAUGACUGGAUUCAAGCUUCCAGAUAUGUGCUUCCGAAAUAUCAUAUUCCCACUGAUAAACUCCGAUCUCUUCAUGUCAGGGAGGGAACUCAAAAUCGAACAAAUGGAGCCCGAGAAAAUGGUGAUAGGAAUCAGGUCAUUUCUCGCCAUCAUGACCGAUUUAGAAAAUGGCGAUCAACUAUACCCGCCCUUCCCAGUCGGGCCUAUCUCAACACACUUUGUCGACAUCCCUAACUUCAUUCUCCCUCCACGACCAUAUCUAUUGGCAGACCCUGAAUUCAGCCUAGACGUGAACAGCGAAGCCUUGUCGCGACCUGUGAACACCUCUAAACUCAACGAAGUGGCAAAAGGCUAUUAUAUACGGUUUUGCGAAGUCCUUGGCAAGAUCACUUUGCUGUGCGACAACACCUUUGGCGGCCAGGCGGCACUUGACGAAAAGUUUAGCGGCUCUACACCCAAGACACCCAUCUCAGAAGCUUUCAGCUUUGGACGACGCGACCGCGACGACCAUUCGACAAUAAUGGACCAGAGACAAAGCUUCUAUGAUCUUCUACAUGUAGCCGUGCAGACGAUUCCAAGGUGCCUAUCGGAUCACAUCCCUUUCAAUUCUCUCAUCAACCUUCUCUGUACCGGAACUGCUCAUGUGCAGUUCAACAUUGCCAGGUCAUCUGCCGAGUCUUUAAAAUCGAUUGCUCGCCAAAUGCACGCCCAGCAAGUCAUCAUGGGGUUUACUCGGUUCAUUUUCAACUUUGAUGCAAGGUAUUCGACAAUGUCAGAUGAAGGAAUGCUAGGACCUGGUCAUAUUGAAUCGACUUUGACUCUAUAUGUUGAGCUUUUAAGAAUCUGGAUCGAAGAAAUCAAACGGAAGACAAAGGGAGUCGCAAGUGAUCAUCCAGAAAGCAGCAUUGGCUCUGGCACCCGAGCAUUACAGCUUGAUUUGUCCGGUGUCCUGGCGUAUGUCGAGGAGAUUGAAGCGCACGGCUUGUUUUUCCUAUGCUCUCAAUCACGAAGAGUGCGUGGUUUUGCAAUAUCUGUGCUACGCCUAGUCACCGAAUUUGAUAGUGCCCUGGGCAAAGAGAAUACGAGAAUUAUUCGAAUUUUGGAGGCAGAUUCUCACCAAAUCAUGGACUUGAACGAUGAGCAACUUACAGUUGCAGAAAGAAGUCGGUUACAAAAGGGCAAAAGGAGAAGCGCCUCGCAAAACACAUUAAUUGAAUUGUGUAACAGCGAGGUUUCAUACGAUUCUACUUUAUGGAUCAAAGUGUUUCCCAACAUCAUCCGCGUCACCUUCGAUACAUGCCCUGUUGCCAUUACUCUUGCCCGAGAGAUUGUCUGUGCAAGGCUCGUGCAUAUGCACAAGACCAUUUCUACUCUUGCCGAGAUUCCACGACAUCAACACUAUGCUUCUCUUGACGUCGUCCAAGGGAGGUCCUUGGGUAGGGCCAACACACCUGCAGAAAUCAUGAUUGAACAAUGGAAACUUUAUCUUGUAAUGGCUUGCACAACACUGAACUCUGUUGGCGCACAAUCUCAGAGCCAGCUAGCCAACGCUCAGCACGCUCGUAAAACUUCUAGAGGGACACAAACUGCACAAGACAAGAUUGGGUCUGCUCGAGCUUUGUUUGCCUUCGUGAUUCCCUUGCUAUCUGCCUCGCUGGACUCGAUUCGGGAUGCGAUUGUUGCGGCGCUGGGUUCGAUCAACAAAAACCUCUACCGCACCCUUCUCGAGUCUUUGCAAUAUGCAGUAACAACAUGCAACGAAGAGGCCAAACUCAGAAUUGGCACUCAUACUCGAACGCCUAGCAGUCCUCGCCGAAGCCGAAAGACUGAUCGUUUACGUACCGAGGUCACACACGUCUACAAGCUUACAUCCACAUUUCUCAAGGAACAAGAUGUUUACAGUGACGACUGGAUCGUUAAUAAUCUUGUUACCUAUGCAAAGGACCUGCGGAUUUUCCUGAGCGAUGCUGAAGUGCAAAUUGAUUGGGGAUUUCAGCGUCUGCGAUGCAAUUACUGUGGUUUCAUGGAAGAACUCUUCGAAGGUAUCAAUCGAACCCAAGAACCAUCACGCUGGCUGUCAUUUGAGUCCCGAAAAUCCGCUUUUUCAUUGAUGGAGGACUGGUGUGGGUAUUCGCCGAGUCAGAAGGAAAUUGCUCAACGCGAAGAGCAUAUGAGAAGAAUUGCCAUCGCUCAGCAACAGGAGACAGGCGAGUUGCGAAAUACCGCAGCAGCUAUGGAAAUAGAGAAGAAGAAUCUCCGGGUUGCAGCACUGAGUGCGAUGGCAUCACUGUGUGCCGGACCAAUUAGUACGACCACGGAAGGCGGUUCAAUACUCCAAUUUGAUGUUAGUCGAAUGUUGAAAUGGAUCGACAGCAUCUUUGAAACCAUGAGCGACAAGCUGCAUGCGAUCGGUCGACGAGCACUCAAAAAUUUGAUAAUUCAUAACAAGGAAUACCUCUACCUCCUUGAAAGAACCGUGGGAAAGUGCUACAUGUCCGAACCUAGGAAGACAUACACGUCGGAUCCUCACAAACCCCUUGAGAGCUAUUUUGAAGUCGUAGCACAGGUUCUCAUUGAGGAGCCUAAUUGUUCUCUUGCCUUUUGGACAAUCCUUGCCGCCGUUCUCUAUACAUUGGGGAACGAGAAACGGGAAAUUCGGAUGAAAUCCGCGAAACUCUUGCGUACUAUGGAAAAACGACAACAGAAGAGCUCUCGAUUGCAGGACUUUGAUAUCAGCAUCUCAGAUAAGACAACAGCUGUCUACAAGCUUGCUCAGUUCGAAAUAUCAAAACGACUCGCUUCGCGGCACUCGGACCUUGCAUUUGUGAUAUUCUCCGAGUACUGCAUGCAUUUUCGAACAUUCCCUCCUGACGGACAGCGAAAUAUCGUGACGGCAAUUUUGCCAUGGAUUCAGACGAUUGAAUUGCAAAUCGAUCCCAGCAAUCAGCUUACAGCCAAGUCCUAUAUGCUUCUUUCCAACCUGUUCGAAAUUACGAUUAGCCGUAGCAGUAUCUUGCCAAACGAAGUGCAAGCUCUUUGGCAGGCGUUAGCUACCGGCCCACAUGGGGGAAACGUGCAAGUGGUGCUUGACUUCAUCAUCGACCUGUGUCUGAACCGCAAAGAACAAAAUUUCGUUGAAUUUGCAAAGCAGAUUGUGGUCUUUCUCUCUUCAACCCCGGCAGGAUCCAAAGUCGUUGAGUUCUUCCUGCUGCAUGUCGCCCCGAAACAUAUGGUACAAGAUAAAAAAGAAUCAAUUGCCAAUCAACCUGAUGCGCGAGGCUUGCCUUAUGUUGCGGAUUUGGAUGAGAUUUUGCCGUUGGGAAACAAACAGACUGGCCUGUCGUUGGGUCAACUUUCUAUGAUAUUCCUCGUGGAUUUGAUGGUAGCCCCUGUUUCCCUGGCAAAAGGAGAUGUCGCCAAGCUGUUACAUACGGUGUUGAUCCUAUGGGACCAUUACAAUAUCACUGUUCAAGAGCAAGCAAGAGAGAUGCUGGUUCAUCUGCUUCAUGAGCUGGUUGCCUCCAAAAUACAGGAUGAGGCCAUCUCUGAGGGCCGACAAGGAAUUGAGGACUUUGUCGAGUCAAUCCGAAAGAGUGAAGCCUCAAUGAUUUGGGAGUAUGAGGAUAAUACCAGUAAAUAUGAAGAGGACGAGGGCGCAAAAGUACCGACAGCUAUGGCUCUUGUAACACGGGAAGUGGUCAGUUUCUUCAGUCUUACAUUUGACGACAUUGGGGAUCUUUGGUCAAAAGAAGCUUUGAGCUGGGCAACCUCGUGCCCUGUGCGGCAUUUAGCCUGCCGUUCAUUCCAAAUAUUCCGUUGUAUCUCGACCUCAUUAGAACCGAGGAUGCUGGCUGAUAUGUUGGCUCGGCUUUCGAAUACGAUCGCUGACAAAGAAACCGAUUACAAGACAUUUUCAAUGGAGAUUUUAACUACUCUGGAGGUGAUUAUUAGUUCACUUGCACCAGGAGAUCUCAUGCGAUACCCUCAGCUCUUCUGGACCACGUGUGCUUGUCUUAAUACAACCCAUGAGAUCGAAUUCAUCGAGAGUAUUGGUAUGCUGGAGAAACUCUUAGACAGGAUAGAUAUCAGUGAUGCGAAUGUGGUGGCAACCUUGAUUGAAAACCAACCUCCCCUAUGGCAUGGCGACUUUGUCGGGAUUCAGGACUUGGUUUACAAAGGCCUCAAGUCAUCAGAGGCGUUGUAUGGAACGCUCAAUCUCCUGCAUCGGUUGACGGCCCUGCCAGAUAAUGCCAUUGUUGGGAGUAGCAGCAGAAUGCUUUAUGCGAUGCUGGCAAACCUUCCCCACUUUCUUUAUCAAUUCGAUUUAGAAGUGCACGAUCCGAAAAUCCUGGAUCGGGCCAAUCUACUGGGUCAAAUGGCAGAACGAUAUGAGAUUGAAGGUCUGGCGGCGUGUCUGAUUGGACUGGCAAACUCGCAGUGGAAGAAAGAGCAGGACUUUUUACAACAUAUUGUUUCCGAAAUCCGAUCGCAUUGUUUCCCUCAACAAGAGGUGCAAAGUUUGAUUUUUGUCAUGGGUCUCUUGACAAACGCUACAACCUGGUUCCGGGUGAAGGUGAUGAGUAUCCUAUGUGCCUUGAUACCGGAAAUGAACAUGAGGCGUCCAGAAAUCACUUGUCACGGGCCAGACCUCAUCUCUCCUUUGCUGCGACUCCUUCAAACAGACCUCUGUCCGCAGGCGCUCAAGGUCAUGGACUACAUCAUGGAGGUCUCUGGUAAUCCGAACGAACGGCAACAUUUGCGAAUGAGCAUGGCAUCGUCAUCUUCUUCACGGGCGAUUCGAAAACAGUAUGACCAAGUCCAGAGUCUUUACGGAAUCCCGGAACCCACCGGAUGGUCGAUACCGAUCCCGGCAGAGCAGUCAAGCACGACUCGACACAACGUACACGCAGUCUUUUAUACCUGUGCGGAGGCGGAUCGCAUGGAAACGCAAAGGGUUGCAACCCCGGAGGUGGAAUUCCAUGCUGAUGAAUACGGCGAUUCGUACUUCCCGUCCAUGCGGGCGGAUACAAUGCAAUCUAUAGACACGCAAACAGACGGAAACAUGGGCGACAUUGUUCAGAAACUGGACAGUUUGGACGAUUUCUUUGAUGAGGAUGAUUCAUCAGACCCGUCGUUUGUGAUGGUCUCAGAGAUGCGUGGAUUUCCUGGCAAUUUCGCGGACGCGCCGGCCAGUCUUUAUGACCAACAGACGGCACCGAUCCUUCGCAAGUCUCUUGCGCGAACACCUUCCUCGUCGUCAUUCCACAAUGGUCUAGCGGAGACAUCGCGACCUCCGACUCGGUUGGAUGGCAUGUUGAAUCUUGGAACCCCAUCGGUUCCUCAAAGUACUAGUCCAGUGCCAGGCUUGGGGGCAACGAUCCGGCCGACGAUGCACAGCCGAUCAGUCACGUCCCCGGCCAAUCACCUGGCAAAUCACAAAUCGAGUCUUUCGACCACUAUUCCGACGAUGGAAGCGACCUUUUUCUCGGACAGCGAGGCAGACGAAGGUUUCUCGGACGUUGAUGAGCGUGGAGGACCGAUACCGACCUCUUCUCGUGGGCCGCCGUCGACGAUGGCGCGCAAGGGAUCAGAGACAGGCCCGUCCCUGGAGUCAAUGAUUCGCAGCGGCAUGCGGCGUCUUACUGGCGGCACGGCGUCUGGACGCGACAAGGAACGGCAACGCGAUCUCUUGCGAGCUCAACAACGAGCAGCGGUUCAGACAGCGAACUCUCCGCGCGUGCCCAAGGUGCCUGCCGAGUUUCUUACAGGUUCAGUGAACAGCCCAACCUCCCCAGGAUAG